Messenger RNA from Aegilops tauschii subsp. strangulata, 3387 nucleotides. RefSeq lists its product as uncharacterized. NCBI's taxonomy places the organism in Eukaryota, Viridiplantae, Streptophyta, Magnoliopsida, Poales, Poaceae. The record is from RefSeq and is a predicted model, not a curated record.
CUAAUUAUUCUCCCCAAACGUAACUCUCUUCUCUCCCCCGCUCAACCUCAGUUCUGCUGAUCUUGUGCCAAGCGCGUGGAUCAUCUAUCGCUCGCCUUACAUUCACCCGUCCCUUUUGCGACGAUUCGUGCGAUCGAUAACCCCACACACAGCCACACGGUGGAGGUGCGUAUAUGGCUAGUGGUAUCUUUUCAAAGGAAAAACUAGCUAGUAGUACAUAUUUUUUUCUUCCCAUGAAAAUGAAUAGAUACUUCCUCCAUUCACGGAUAUUAGGGAAAAACUAGCUAGUAGUAUAUGUUCUAAUCUUUUUGUGAAUCGGGUGUAUGUAGACAUAUUUAAGUGUGUUUGUUCACUGAUUUAAGUCCUUCGUAUGUAGUAUAUACGUGAACAGAGGGAGUAGUAUAUACGAGUACAAAUCUGGAAACAUUGAAUUAUGAGUACCUAAUCAUCGUGGUCAUUGUUGCUGUAUCAAUUUCAGUGGAUAGGUAAUUAAUGGCCGGAGGAGUAGAGAUGUUGGUGAUGUUUUGGAAGGAAUGGGGGAUCCAAGCGCUGGUGCUACUAAGCUUCGUACUGCAGGUCAUUCUCCUCGUCUCGGCCGAGAUCCGUCAUCGCAGAGACUCAGGCAUACUAAGAGCCAUCGUCUGGUCAGCAUUCAUGCUGGCCGACACGACGGCAAUAUACGCUCUGGGCCACAUGUCGGUGAACAGCAGCAAGUGGUUGCCUAAGCACCAGCUGAUGGCGUUCUGGGCUCCGUUCUUGCUGCUACACCUUGGCGGCCAGGACAAAAUCACCGCCUACUCCGUCGAGGACAACCGGCUAUGGCUGCGGCACCUGCAGACUUUCACGGUGCAGGUGCUGGCAGCUGGCUAUGUCCUCUACGAGUCCUCCAUCGUGGCUCGCCGGACCUUGCUCCGUCCGGCUGCCAUCCUCAUGUUUGUUGUUGGUGUCAUCAAGUACGGGGAGAGAGUAUGGGCGCUCAACUGCGCUAGCACUAGUAACCUGCCGGGCAAGAAUUACCAGAGUUUUGGCAGAGUGCAUAUUGAACACCCGCUCUCGUUGCAAUGUGGUGCUGAUCGCGAUGGCCAAGUUCUGGUAGCUCACCAGCUAUUAAGAAUCCCUAUGCAUUUGUUGAAGGGCCCGUUGCCUCUUGUGGCGUUCCACAGGAGUAUGAUGGAAGAUUAUAAUUGGGAGCGAAUGUACGAGGUGGCCGAGGUGCAGCUCUCGCUCAUGUAUGAGGUCUUCUUCAGCAAGGCCCCGGUGAUCCACACUUGGCGUGGGCGUUGCAUUCAUGUCAUCUCGCCGAUGGCCACUGUCGCUGCAUUCAUGUUGUUCCAUCGAUUCAGUCAAAAAGAUGGCGACUACUACAACAGAGUAGAUGUCGCUGCCACCUAUGUUUUGCUUACUGGCGCCGUCGUACUGGAGAUCACAUCAUUGCUUCGAGCCAUGUUCUCCAGCUGGGCAGAAGCGAGCAUGGCCAAUCCUGGCAAAGAUGAUGACACUAUAUAUUUUUACACAUGUUUAUUUCAGACAUUGAUUUGGGUUGUGGUUGCUUGCCCCCGCUGUCUCGUGAGAUGUGCAAUGCGGAAAGCAGGACUGCCGAUAAGGCAUUGGUCAGGCUCCAUGGGGCAACACAACUUUAUCCACCUGUGCACCCACAGCAGGAACAGCCGGAGCAGCAAAAUCGCAAGACGGAUGGGACGUGAGGACUGGUGGAAUACACUGGUUUACACGUCGUCCAUCCCCGUCCCGGCAGAUUUCAGCCAGAUGCUUGAGAAACAACUGCAGCGAAGCAAGGACGUCAACAAAGAGAGUCCAGAUCACAUCCACAACUCACGGGGCCGGGCGGCGCUGAAGAGGAUGGGAAUAUCGCAAGAGGAACUGGCCUGGUGGAGCGUGGACAUCCCACUGGACGAGAGCAUCCUCGUGUGGCACAUUGCCACUCAUGUCUACCUCAGCUGGUAUGAUGCGGAAUACUCCAUCAUCGACCGAGGUGCUCUUGCUAAGGCGAUCGAGGUGCUCUCCAACUACAUGAUGUUCCUGCUUGCCGCACGUCCCUACAUGCUGCCUGACAAUGCUAGUCGCCAGAGCUAUGUCGAAUUGUGCAACAAGGCGAUCAAUCAUCUCAAAUACAGCUCGGCUGAGGUUAGCACUCAACACGUGCUGCAGGUGCUGAAAUGAUGGACCUCAUUGCCCUAAUGUCAGGUUAAUACGGGAGCACGGGCAAGCACUCAACACUAACACUGCCACUCCGCCUCCUAAGACGCCUGAGAUAUUGGUAACUAAUUUAACAUAUGACAGAGCAUGUCAGCUUGGCGAAAAGCUGAUCGGCAAGGCGUUAGACACACGUGCUGCAGGUGCUGAAAUGAUGGACCUCAUUGCCCAAGUGUGGGUGGAGAUGUUGUGCUACACGAGCUACCGUUGCAGACCAGAUUCCCAUGCUAGAAGGCUCAGCAACGGCGCAGAGAUAACGACCAUUGUUGCUAUUCUCAUGGAAUACAUGAGACUGGGUUUCUUCAAGGACAUGGGAUUCACAGGAUUCUAGCAUCCAUGCUGUAUGCCAGUCGAAGAUCUGAAACUCCUGCAUUUUUCUUCAAUAGUGUUUUAUUUCGUAAACCGUAUCGGACAUCUAUGUAGUAUUAUUUUGUUCAAUCUCAAAGUCUCUGCCGCACAACUAUAUUUUUUUUUCCUAGCAGAUGGACAGGAAUAUGAAACAAUAGAGCAGCUUGCUAACUUCCGAUCGUUCUGACUUUAGACACAGAUCCGAACGCCUCCUCCUGCAAGCACACUUGGAUCAUUGCAUGCAUGUAUAAGACAAAAAACUGAUGUCAACAAAGAUUUUCAUCUAAAUUCAAAAAUUUAAAAUGUUUUGUAGCUCAAAGCAUUGGUCCUAUUCAAAAUCCAUUUUCACCAAUAAAUCCAUUGGUGACGUGAUCUUCAAAACUAGAUUUCGAUGACUUUUUUAGGGGUCAAAAGUUACCAUGCCUCGACUACAUAAGUUACCAACCUGUUCACACCGAACUUAUCAGGCAUGAAAAACUGGAAGUUUUUUGCACCGUUUCAAUGACAUUUAUAGGUCGAAUGUUAUCACUCCAUAAUAUAAGAAUUACCCUGGCUAUUCAUAUGUUUUUACCGGGAUAGUUAUCAAUUCCAAUACUAGACAUUACCGCAACCACCCAUGUAACUGUUGUAGUAUUUUGGCUAUGACCUAGCAAGCUGUGUAACCUGCAUCAUGCCAACGCUACGGUUUUCCUCAGCCAGAUUCAUGUGGAAAAGAACACAUCUCCAUAUCUCUACCUAAUAAUAAAGGCACUAUUGCUUCUGGCGUUACGUCAUAAAAAUUGCCUCUAAAGUUACCACUUAUUACCACUAUGCCACUGGUAAGUGAGA